AAUUAUGUCUACGUAUCCAAUAUGUGCAUACACAUAUAUACUAAUAUAACGAUAUUUAAAUUUUCAAUACAUUAUAUAUAUGUAUGUAAAUUUGAUGACUAUUAUAACAUUUAUUAUUUUUGUUAUUCAAUACCAACUAUGUCACUUAUAUCUAAUUUUGGUAAUUCUUUAAAUGGUGUAUGAUUUCGUUUACUUGAUCGUAUAGGAGUACUAGUAUGAUUAUUCAUUAUCUUUUGUAAUUUAAUUGAUAAUGGUUUAAUUUUUAUUUUACUUUGUACCAUUUUGGAAGUACUUUCUGAUUUUCCUUCUGAGCGUAAUCCAAUGGUAAAGUUAUUUAGAGAUGAUUUAUUCUUUGAUCUACUCUUAACAGUUUUUGUUUGCACUUUUGACAAUCUAUGAGAAUGUGCAAUUUUCAUAGACUUACUUGUACUUGCUUCUGCGUAUUUUUCUUUUUGUGACGAUUGCUUUUGAAUUUUUCUAUCUGUAUCCUGCAGAUUUAAUUUAUUAUUAAUAUUAUCUUUCUUAUUCUUUUUUUUAUUUUUCAUUUGUGAUACUCUUCUUCUCCGUUUUCUUUUAUAUAUUUUAUUUUGAGAUGUUUCUAAAUUUGACAAAUCAUAUUCUGAGCUACUGGAUUCCUAUAAAUAUUUAAAUAUUUAUUAUAUGCUAGAAGAAAAUCAAAUAAGAAAACUGAAAUCAAUAAUUAUUAAACAUACAUUGAUUUCUAAUGUAGCAUCUUCCUUUUUCACUCUUGUCCAUGUAAAUUGUGCAUUAUCGUCUAUUAAAAUAUUAUCAAAUGCUGUUUGUAAAUCAGUAGAAUAAAAUCUUUUUAGAGAUUUUCUCAAUUGUUUUUCAGUUUGUUCAUCAUAUUUUAUACUUCCAAUUACUUCAAGUUUGAUUUCAGUUGGUCUAACGUGUUUAGAAUCAUAACAUAAAUAAAUUGUAAUAUUGGCAUAACUUUCAUUUAUCUUAUCAUAUACAUUUAAUAAUUCUAUUAUAAAUGAUGUAUAUCCCAAAUUUGGUUGCACAUUACAAUUACUCAAAUUGUCAACAGAAGACUGAAAUACAUAUAAAAAAAAAAAAAAAAAGACUUUUUAUUAUUCUAUUAUCAACUUAUACAUAGUAAUUUUUUUCAAAAAAAUAUUAAUAUUAAUAAAUACCUUUAAUUCUUGAUACUGUUGCAAUCUAAAUAUAUAACAAUUGCAAUGGUGCUUACAAUUUUGUACAAAAGGUAUUAUAUUGUAUAUUGUAUUGAGUGAUAUCUCAGACAAUAAUUGAUUUAUGUCAACUGACAUAGGCAUAACCCAUUUACCUAUCUGUAUCUUUUUGCCUCGUUUGAGAAGUUGUAUCGCAAAGAGAUUUUGUUUUUGUUCUUUCCAUGAUGAAUUAAAUCCAAUUAAAUAUUCAUUUCUAGCACUAUGUACACAAUAUAAUCCACUAUAUCUGUACAACUCAUAAUUUACAUUUGUUGACACAUCCUGAUUGCUUGUACCAACAAAAUUAUUUGUGCUAUUUGAAAUUAAGUUUUCUUUUAUAUUAUUAAGCUUCACAAUUUUUAAUUUUUGUCGUAAUUGUCUGACAGUAAGCUUUAAAUCUUCUAUUUCCUUCUCUAAUUUUAUUCUUUCUGCACUUGACGAAUCUAAAAUUGCCAUAAAAUAACAAUUACAUUCCAAGUAAUAUUUUUAAGGGUUAGGUUUAACGUAUUCAUGUAUAAAUUAUUUAAUUUCAUACCUUCGGACGAACUUUUAAUAUCAUUAUUAUUAUUAUUGGAAGACGACUUAUUUAAUUCCAUAUUACAAUAUAUUAAUUAAAAUUUUAUACAUAUGCACAUAUUUAAAUAAAGUCGCGCCAAGAAACUUGUAACUGAUAUAGUGCAGUGGUUCUCAUUUAUUCGGUACUAGUAAACGAUUAACAGAUGUUACACCUCACAAAGUCCAAGAAACCAAGCGGAUAUUUAUUACUAUUUCUAUUCAAAAAUGUUAAUUUUACCGCAUUCGAUAUGUCGGGUCAUGAUCGUCACAGAUCCUUAUGGGAACAUUAUUACAAAGAAUGCCAUGGGAUCAUUUUCAUAAUUGAUAGUAGCGAUAAACUAAGAUUAGUUGUCGUAAAAGAGGAAUUAGAUAUGCUUCUUCAACAUCCUGAUAUAGCAGGACGUAAAUUACCAAUUCUUUUCUUGGCAAAUAAAAUGGAUUUACCUGAUUCAUUAACAACUGUUAAACUAGUCUCAGGCCUUGGACUAGAAAAAAUACAAAAUAAACCAUGGCAUAUACGUGCAACAAAUGCCGUUACUGGUGAAGGACUACAACCGGCUAUAGAAUGGCUCACAGAUCAAAUCCGGGAUAUAUAUAUUAAUAAAAGACAAUAAU
Messenger RNA from Vespa velutina, 2363 nucleotides. It is a transcript of the gene Arl6, whose product is annotated as ADP-ribosylation factor-like protein 6. Bases 1913 to 2362 code for a protein of 149 amino acids. The transcript has 3 exons. The record is from RefSeq and is a predicted model, not a curated record. Gene Ontology annotation, molecular function: GTP binding; GTPase activity. Lineage: Eukaryota; Metazoa; Arthropoda; Insecta; Hymenoptera; Vespidae. Gene Ontology annotation, biological process: protein localization to cilium; intracellular protein transport; vesicle-mediated transport. Gene Ontology annotation, cellular component: axoneme; cytoplasm.